AUGCUGAAGCUAUUAAAUAGAGCACAUAAUAAUCACUCUUAUGAUACUCAUAUAUCGUCAUUGAUUGUUAAAAAAAUGUACGGAUCUUUAUGUUGUGAAGUCAAGAACAUUUGGGGUAAUCUAUUAACUAGCCAGAAACAAAUUCGAUAUAAAUCAUACAAUCGCUUCUUGGAUUAUUCAAAAGUACCCAGUCUAGAAGAAAAUGAUUUACAAGAACAACAUGUUAGAGGAUCUGGACCUGGCGGCCAGGCAACCAACAAGACGAAUAAUGCAGUAAUUUUAAAACACAAACCUACAGGAUUAGUUAUAAAAUGUCAUCAAACUAGAAGUUUAGAACAAAAUAGAAAAAUUGCUAGAGAGAUACUGUUAACAAAAUUAGACAAUUUAGUGAAUGGUCAGGAUUCUCUGGAAAGCCAAAAGGAGCAAUUAAUGAAAAAAGAUUCCAUUAAAAAGAAACAAAAGAAGAAAAAACUCACAGAUUUGAAGGAUGCGUUUAUAGAACGCGAGAACUUAAAAUAAUCGAAAAUAUAUUAUUUAAACAAUUUUUUGCUCUAGAUAUUAUAUAAUAUCUUGUCUAAUAAAAUUUAAGUCAAACACAA
Bombus terrestris (buff-tailed bumblebee) is the source of this 599-nucleotide messenger RNA. RefSeq names its product mitochondrial translation release factor in rescue. The transcript has a single exon. Gene Ontology annotation, molecular function: translation release factor activity. Lineage: Eukaryota; Metazoa; Arthropoda; Insecta; Hymenoptera; Apidae. The coding region runs from base 1 to 519 and encodes 172 amino acids. Gene Ontology annotation, cellular component: mitochondrion. The record is from RefSeq and is a predicted model, not a curated record. Gene Ontology annotation, biological process: translational termination.